AAUUACAACUCCGGUGCUUUAAAUGUAUAGAGCACACACUACUCAGGACACUUUUUUUUUUAGUUGCAUGCAAGUUUAUUUGACAUACAAUAAUACUGUUUAACAACAAUAUAUAUAAAUAAAUAUAUAAAACUGUUUUUGGUGACAAUAAUUAACGACACGAGCUUACGCGAACAUUGUUGUGUUGUCCGGUUAUUUUUAAAAUUUACUUUUUAUAUAAGUUUUGUUUUUUUUGUUUAUUUUUUUACUAUUUUUUAAAAUAUAUAUAAUAUAUAUACAUACUACAGUAUAUAAGUAAGUUUGCUUGGUAUUCCUUUGUUGCUGAUGUACAGGAGAGACACUGCCGUAAUAUUGAUAAGGAAGUAAACAAAUAUAUUUAAAAAAUGGUAUUAUUGAACAACUUGUUAAUUGUUUUUAAGAAAAAUAUUGUCUUUGACAAAUUAAUUGUUUUUAGUUAUGCACAUGUUGUUAUUAAUGUCAUCGUUGUCGUGAAUAUGGUGAGAUUGUGUCAAUAUUUCGGGACCGUGUUAACAUACGGGACUUGAUCGGGAUAAAAAAAAUAUGAGCACGUCAUUUUUUUUUGACCUGCUAUGAUGAAACAAAAAUAAAAUUUAAACUUGUGGUCUUUUUGUUUUUGUUAUAUUUUUUUUUUUUAAAUUAAUAAAGCUAAGUGCCAAUGAGAUAUUUUUGUACGGUCGCGCUGCUAUUUACGGAUCUCGGGAUGACGAGAGUACUUUUUUCGCGAAGGCAUUGUCCGGAUAAUGUUUCAGUCGUAUAAUUAAUUGUUAUUAUUAAUUUAUGAUGAUGGAGGUAGCGGAUGAUUCUCUCGUCUAAAGAUCCGUCGUGUCCGCGGAAUCGCGGGAAAUUAAUUUGUAUUAGAAGCAUGGAAUUGUCAAUAUGGAUCGCUGUCAAAGCGGCGAGAGGUUUUCCUCGUUACAGGAAAAAAAAAAAUACAGUAAAUAAAUAAAAUUAUAAUAAUAUUGCUUCAGUAAAAAAGAAUACAGAAUCUUCGUGUCGCGUUUGUCGCGGUUAAAAAACGAAAAAAAAAUGUUUCGAUGGAGGCGAAAAACCUCAGGAAUGAAUGAUGAUUCUGUUCUCUGAAUUAUAAAGCAACAAUAUUAUCGUUUUGGAUGGUCAAUCGUGUAAUGAGAACUAACGUCUACUUCACUACUCUCGCAGGCGUUUUGAAGAAGGCUGAUUAUUCAACGCGGCAUCUUCUAUAAAUUAAUUAACUUCAUCAACGAAGAUGUCACGAGAUUACGACAGUAGGAGACGGAGUAAUGCCAGUGGAUCCAGCAAAUUGCGAAUGGAUACAAGUGUAUCCCAGUCACGACCACAUGUAGAACCAUCGUCAAGCAAACGUAAGGAAUUGGACAACGUGAUGCGCAAAGCUCGCGAGUCACAGUCAAGUUAUUGGAAUAAAAAAUUACUUGAAGUUGAAGAACGUGAUCCUAAUCGUUGGCGUCACAGCGGUUACAAAGAAUUGUAUGUUGGUGGGAGUGCUGUCAGCGGUGAGACAAGCGCUAGUCGUAGUCAUCCGAGGAGUCCACGUAGUCCACGUCCACGAAGUCCACACAGUCCACGAGGCGGAGGAGGCGGAGGUGGAGCACGUAGUCCAAGAUCACCGCGAGAAAGGACUCACAACAACAAGCAACGAGUGGCGCGUAGUCCGAGCACCGGUAGUACUUGCUCAGAUCGCUCGUGUUCCGUGUGCUCACCGAGGGAACGUCGUCGCGUUGUGCCGCAGUCACGAUCACGAUCGAGGUCGAUAACGCCGGUACGACAGCGAGCACACCCGAAGGAAAUAGCCGCGUCGUCGAGUUCGCGGGCGGCUGUGCCGUCACGUACAGCAAGACCGACAACGAGGCCGCCGCCACCUAUGCCGCGUCCGCGUACUCCACCACCUGAACCACAGCCACCUUCAUCACGACACCACAAGGAGUAUAAAGCUCUCAAGGAGAAGGAGGCUAAAGAAGCUAGGGCUCGUCGCAAAGAAAAACAUCACAAUAGUAGGGUGCCUGAAGAUCCAAGGGUACCUGAUCCUAUUCCUUUGAUGCGGAGACCAGUUAAAGUUGAAAAAACACACUCAGGGCAUCAGCCGGUAUCAGCAGUUCACGUCCACCCACCGCCAGCAGAAUCAUCUGGCAGUGAAGACAGCGAUAGCUCAUCAAAUGCCUCACAAACUGGACCUCCACGAAUGACUUUAUCAGAACGAUUUGGUAAAAUGGCGCAGUGGAGCGUUGACAGACGAGAAAUGGAGAACAUGCGUAUCACGAAAGACGGUGAAAACUCAAUGAAAGUUGUAAUAGAAGGGGAAGAAAGAAUCGCAAGAUUAGGAUACGAUUCACCACCACCUGGACACUAUCCGGAAACUUUACUCGCACAAGGACCACGUGGGCUUGACUGCUGGGACGACGUGCGUGUUAGGUACGAUUACUACAAGGCACGUGGGUACUUGAGGGACUUGAGCCUCGACGACUACGUCAAGUGGGAAGAAUGGUGGUACAAAUACCAAGAGUGGCUGGAGGCUGAACGUUUUUACGAGCAAUGGGCAACGAGCGGCGGUCGUUCUAACGACGGACCUAGUCGCGCUGGUCCCGGCCAUCGUCACGGAAAUCGUGGAGGUAUCCGCAACCAUAUGGGUCGCGGUGGUCUUGCAUCUGGUGGACCCUCUGGUCCUCCUGACGGUCACGGCAUCCCGAUCUCCGAACGUAUCGGCAAUACCGAACGCGGUGGUAUCAUUACAGGCGGCAUAAGACUACAAAAACGUCGUGGAAGACGUCUCAACGUUGUCCACUAAUUUUAUUACUUUAUUCUUAUUAUUAUUAUUUUUUUUUAUUAUUAAUGAACUAAUUAAUAAUUAUUAUAAUUAUAAAUUUAUACAUAAAUAUUUAGCUCGCAACGUCGUGUCAUUUGUUGACUGCAGCUCAAAUAUCAUCAUAAGACUUGUUCUUAUAAAAAUCAUGCUUAAAAAGUUAAAGAAAAAAUAAAUAAGCAAAUAAACUGAAAUAAAGAUGUAAACAGUAUGUUAUAAAUAUAUGUAAUAAAUAUAACAUGUGCUAUAA
Molecule: messenger RNA, 3065 nt
Organism: Microplitis mediator
Lineage: Eukaryota; Metazoa; Arthropoda; Insecta; Hymenoptera; Braconidae
Product: serine/arginine repetitive matrix protein 1-like
Exons: 4
Coding region: 1247-2800 (517 amino acids)
Source: RefSeq, a predicted model, not a curated record